Messenger RNA from Trichoderma atroviride IMI 206040, 1368 nucleotides. RefSeq lists its product as uncharacterized. NCBI's taxonomy places the organism in Eukaryota, Fungi, Ascomycota, Sordariomycetes, Hypocreales, Hypocreaceae. The record is from RefSeq and is a predicted model, not a curated record. Gene Ontology annotation, molecular function: protein binding.
AUGUGCGGAUUCGACGACUUACCCACAGAAGUCUUUGAGCAGAUCAUCGGCGACGUGAAGAAUCCCCAAGAUCUGAGCUCUCUCAGCCGCUGCAGCCGUGGACUUUACUGGGCAAUCUCAGACAAACUCUUUACUAUGGCAUUCGAUAAACGGGCCGCGUCGAAAGGAAUCGAUCAUGCGGUCUCGCAUGUGUUUAUGCAUACCGUCAAACACGACUCGCAGCAUCUGAUCCAGUGGCUGAUGUUUCGCCAGCAUGGCCCGAGAUUGAGAGGACCGUUUCCUUUGAUGCAAAGUUUCACCUUUCUCCAUUACGCCCUACUUCAAGACGCUCCCAAAGUAGCAAUUCAGCUUCUCAAGCACGGAUCCGAUCUAGAUGAAGAUGCCGCUCUAUAUCCUGACCUCAAGUCCCUGUAUAUUUCCGUGGCCAGGCCUCAUAGCAACAGUCUUGGCGCACUGGACGGGGCUCUUCGCAUCGCAUGUAGCUAUGCUCUUCCAAGGAUGGCAGAGUAUCUCCUGAUACGCGGUGCUGAUCCGAACACGUACAGCGCAUUCGGCUUUGCGGCAAUUCACAUCGCUGUGAGAAAAAGGGUACCUUGGGCGCAGUUCAAAAUGUUUGCUCGGUUUGAAGGGCAACAAGACCUAGAAACUGCUCUAUGGAACGCCAAGAUCGCUAGAACUGCGCAAGUCUUAAUUCGCUUUGGCGCCGAUUCCAAUCUUCCCAUACAAGGUUCUCGCAGUCAUUCGUGUGGGCCAAAAUGUUGGAAGUCAUUGGCCUGUUGUCCCAAGGAGCAGCGAGUUCUACAUGUUGCAGCAGGCGGGGGGUCUCUUGCAGUCGUUUCGAUGCUUGUCAAACAGAAAGUCAGCUUUUUCCAAGCCGAUGGUGAAGGAAACCUACCUCUGUUUCACGCCAUGGUUCAAGGCCAUGAUGAAAUCGUUACCUUUCUUAUAGAACAAAUGCGGCGUGUUCAACGACGUAGAAAGGUAUCGACGAAUGCAGUCAUUUGCAAGUCUACACAGAGCACUUUGUUGCACAUCGCUUGUCGAUUUGGAUACUCUGAUGUGGUCAGCGCCCUCAUAAAGGGUGGUGCUGAUGUGAAUGUGGAGGAUGGUUUAGGCCGACGACCGAUACACGAGGCUCUUGGGCAAUGCGCCCCUGACAUGGAAGACCGCAUCGUGGAGACACUUUACCUUCUUUCAGAGAAUGAUGCAUCCCCAGAUGUUGUGGACUGCAGUGGUACGAGGGCCCGAGACCUCGGCGAAAAGCAUAUCUUCUCGGGUGUCCGGGCGUUGUUUGAGUAUGCUACAAUGGCUAGAUACGAGUGGCAACGACUCACGGAAUCGCGGCAGCCCGAGAAGACUGAAAUGUAA